UCUGCCGCCUGCUCUUUUAACACCGGCGGAGACACAUCGGAACCACUCAAACAACGUUAUCUCUAGCCGAGAAGCAGAAACUGCGGUACCCUCGCACCCACCCAUUUAGAGUUCAAAACCCAAUCUGACCCGGCCCCGUCCGGUACCUCCUCCCCCCGUCCUCUCGACUCUCUUCCCGGCCCUGCACGCGCUGCAGACGCAAACCCAGUCGAUCUGCCUCCGUCGCGGGCGGUUUGCCUUCUGUCGCCCCUAACUAUCGAGCGCAUGGUCCGUCCGUAUCAGCCAGUAUCGGCUGCGGACGCUCUCCGCCUUGGUAUUUAUAUCCCGGGCCUGGCCCUCCCCUCCUCCCGUCUCCAUCAGUGACAUUUCCUCGCUCUACUUCCUCAGUCUUAUCGAGCAGUAGUACUCCACACCAGAAAUGUCAAAGGAAGUCGCGGUCGAUAGCUACGGCGUCCAGGGCGGCUACGAGGGCGAGUCUACUGGGCUAUGGCACCGCUUCGUCAAGCGUAUCGAGCUCGACACUUACGAGAAGGGUCUCGCCUCCAACGUCGAUCUCGACCCCGUUCCUCCCGAGAAGCGGACAUGGAACUGGUGGCACUUCAUCUCCUACUGGAUCUCCGACAACUUCACUCCCUCCGGCUGGCGUAAGGCCUCGUCGCUCAUGUCGCUCGGCAUGUCAUGGAAGAUCGCGCUGGUCAACGUCUGCGUGGCCGAGUGUCUCAUCGCGGCCGUCAUCACCGUGAACGGCUACCUCGGAGCAAAGUACCACAUCUCCUUCACAGUUCUCUCGCGCGCCGCGUUCGGCUACUACUUCUCCCUGCUCAUGAUCGCCAUGCGUAUGAUCGUCGGCACUUUCUGGUACGGUAUCUCUGCCUACUCCGGCGCCGAGUGCGUGCGCUCGAUGCUCUACGCGAUCUGGCCCUCGUUCCGCAACGUCUCCAACGGGCUCCCCGCCUCCGCCCACAUCGACACGCAGCUCAUGACCUCGUACUUUUUGUACUUUUUGUUUUGCCUGCCGCUGCACUACGUGCCCAUCCACAAGAUCCGCUUCCUCUUCACCGUCAAGGCCAUCACCGUGCCCAUCAUCGGCUUCGGCAUCAUGGGCUGGACCAUCGCCCAGACCGACGGCGAGAUCUGGAAGACCGGAAACCUCGUCCACGGAUCCGAGCUCGGCUGGGUCUUCAUGUCCGGUAUCUACUCCAACAUGGCCGGCUGGGCCACCCUUGCCGUCAACGCGCCCGAUUUCACGCGUUACGCAAUCAGCCCUAAACACUCCUACACCAUGGCCAUCGCCCUCCCUGCGACCGCCACCCUGAUCGCCUUCUUUGGCGUCGUCGGCGCCGCUGGCUCCAAGAUCAUGUGGGGCGAGCAGAAGUGGGAUCCGCUGGUGUUCAUCGACAUGUGGACCUCCAAGGGCGGCCGCGCCGCCGCGUUCUUCUGCGCCGCGGGCUUCUUCCUCGCGCAGGCGCUCGCAAACAUCUCCGCCAACUCGAUCUCGGCCGCGAACGACCUCAACUGCCUGUUCCCGCGGUUCAUCAACAUCCGCCGCGGCCAGUACAUCGUCGCCGUCAUCGGCGCCUGGGCGUUUGUUCCCUGGGACAUUCUCACCUCCGCGACCUCCUUCCUCGCGUUCAUGAACGGAUACGGUAUCUGGCUCGCGCCCAUCUGCGGCAUCAUGAUCUCCGACUUCUUCAUCAUCCGCAAGCGCAAGCUCGACACCUGGGCGCUCUACGACAAGCACGGCAUCUACCGAUACAACAAGUACGGCACCAACUGGCGCGCCGCCGUCGCCUGGUGCUGCGGCUGGGUCCCUCUCCUCCCCGGUUUCCUGCCCAACGUCAACUCGAGCAUCCACGUCGUCUCCGGCAUGCAGAAGCUCUACAAGCUCGGCUACUUCUACGGCUUCUCGGCCGCGUUCGUCUCGUACCUCGCUGUCUCGUGGAUCUGGCCCCCGCACGAGAACCUGCUCGAGCGCGCGGUCUACUCUGAUGACGAGCAGGUCAUCAUGGCCCGCGACGAGGAGGACAUGAUUGAGUCUUCCGGCGCUGAGUCGUUGGAGAAGAAGGCUUCCCAUUAGGUUUUUUUUUAGUAUCUUUUCGCUUCUUUGUAAUUAUUUGAUGUUUUCGCUGCAUAGAUGUCUUUUGUCUUCUUAUUGCAUGGCUUUGUAAUUUCGUUUCUAUUUUCAUACACUUUACUUUCACGAUUAAUGCACGGUCUAUGGACGCGGUUAACAUACAG
Messenger RNA from Myxozyma melibiosi, 2238 nucleotides. Its product is annotated as permease for cytosine/purines, uracil, thiamine, allantoin-domain-containing protein. The transcript is spliced from 2 exons. Gene Ontology annotation, molecular function: nucleobase transmembrane transporter activity. The coding region runs from base 419 to 2077 and encodes 552 amino acids. Gene Ontology annotation, biological process: transmembrane transport; nucleobase transport. The record is from RefSeq and is a predicted model, not a curated record. NCBI's taxonomy places the organism in Eukaryota, Fungi, Ascomycota, Lipomycetes, Lipomycetales, Lipomycetaceae. Gene Ontology annotation, cellular component: plasma membrane.